Molecule: messenger RNA, 3237 nt
Organism: Nerophis lumbriciformis (worm pipefish)
Lineage: Eukaryota; Metazoa; Chordata; Actinopteri; Syngnathiformes; Syngnathidae
Source: RefSeq, a predicted model, not a curated record
AUGGAUAAAGACUGGGCUAUUUUCCAAGGCUCUUUCCUCUUGGCUGACAAAUUGUCCCUGCCUGCCUCCCUGAGCUCCCUUCAGAAAUGUGACUGGCACAAGGUGUGCAAGCCAGUCCUGGACACCAUGAGGGAAAUCUGUGGCGUGCAGGAUAUCCACAGUCAUCAUGGAGGCAAAGCCGCCACUUGGAGGAAACAGUUAGUUUGUGUGGUGUGGUUAAAGUUAUUGAGCAGGGAGAAUGGGGAAGAUCUUGAGGCGGCAUGGAAGGAAAACACUUUCUUUCCUCUGGAGAAGCCCCUCCCAGAAGUCAGCCAUACAGUGCUGAUGGAGCUGAUCAAAUCUUUGUCUGCUGCCGACAUAUUUGCUCAUUUUCUGCUGUGUCUUCCUCGACAUCAGAUGUGUUCUGAGUUGGAACGGGUGCGGGAACAUGUGAAAAGCAGCCCUGUGGGUGAGGAUGAUGUCCAAUUCUUUCUUGAGUUGUGGUGGCAACUUUGGAAAGGCAGUGUUGAGAAGGAUAACGUCGAAGUAUUGUUUGCUGAGCGUGUCGCUCAUCUGACUUCUCAGCCUGCCAGUUUGACUCAUCCGGCUGCCAAGAGGCCCAAACUCGACUUAUCAGCAUUACCGCACAACACGGAUGUUUUGGACAUUCUCCUUCACACGCUCACAGAUCUGAACGAUUUUAUAUUAAAACCAGAGCAUGGCAUACGCGCGCUCUCCAAUUGCCUGGAUGCACUUUACACAACAUUCCUCACAGAUCCGUCAGUCUUCAUUCCAAUUAAGGACAAGAUAGUGUUCCUGUCCAAAGCCAUGAGCGUCAGAGAAAACACUAACAAAAUGGGUUCAGCCCUUAUAGAGGAGGCUCAACGAGAUCUCCGCGCCUCUUACACCCAAUCCCAGUUUCAGCCUGGUAGAUUGAGCUUCUCUGAAGCCUUGAAAAGUGUGACUGCGCUCACCCAGUUCUGGCAUGACCAACGUUUGCUGGAAGCUUGUAGCAGCUCUCCAUCUACUUACACAGCUUUCAGACUACAGCAAAGUAUCCACAGAAUAUCGAGGCUUCUAGAAGAAGCUGACAUGACGGGAGAAGGGGAAGAUGAGAAGAAUCAACUCCGAAGUUUAUUGGCGUCAAUGACCUUCCCCGUUUUUGAGAGCUCUACAGAGAUGAGCAUGAGGGUUGCCAUGACCAUCAUUAGUCACCAGCUGGAGGACUACCAGGGCGUCACUGUGUUGUUUGCUAGUGAGGAGAGCUGGUUGGCUCAUGAGGAACAGUGGCUGGAUUGCCUUGAAAAGAACCAAACAGCCUUCCAGCAGUGUGACACACUUGUCCAACUGGCCUCCACCCUCAUUAAUCGACUCCAGAGCGAAAGGUUCAAAGUCUGCCAAUGCAAAAGGCUGCUCAAAGUUGUCACGGCCGUGUUUACGUCACUCUGUUUAGAAGAAAAGAAUACAGUUUUGGCUGCCAUACUGCAAUUAUCAAGCAAGGGCUUCUUUGGAUGCGCGGGAUCCUCCGAUUUGAUCGCCAGCUUUGAACAGGAGCUGAACAUGGCCUUCAACUGCAUCAUCCAGGGAGGAGGCGGCGCUCCAAAAGCAGAGGGCAACCUCAGCACAGCAGUGUCUUUAGUUGCCAGAGUGGCGUUUCAGAAUCCGGAGGCUACCUUAAGAUCUUGCUGCCAUUCGGCAAUCUUUAAUAAAGGGGCAUUCACUCUCAUGAGUAAAAUCCUGCAGCAGUUGCCCGGCCUCAGCGUUGUGACUGGACAGACAGAAAAAGGCCACGAGAGGAGAAAGCCCAAACGUCUACUCUGCAGGAUUCUACAGGAAGUAGUGAGCGCCAGAUCACUCUCAGACAAUGAAAAAGACCAACUACUUAAGUUUGUGGCUCUGUUGAUGGUACCAGUUUCAAUGAGUGAACGUGAAUACCACAGCCUUCUGUCGCCUCAGGAGCUUGUCAACACCUUUGUCCUGUCUAACCUUUGUCUCGCUGGCGACAACGCUGAUCUUGAUUUAGGCCUACAACUUCUCAAAGCUGCCUUGUCUGUGGACGUCCAGGAAGUAGCCUCGUCCUCAUCGCACUGGGUGAUGGACUGCUCACCUUUUCCCCUACUCUACAUCCUGGCUCAGCUGCUCGACCAGGCACUAAGGUGUUGGGAGCAACCACCUGAGGUCGCCGUCCACCGGUGGUCCAUGGACACCAAAGAGCUCCUGGCCUCCACGCUGAGCACAGUGGCACAAGUCGUGGGCGUCCAGGUGGAAAACGCUCCGAGUCGGUGGUCCAGAGCUCUGUUCUGGCUCCACGAUAAAAUGAAGGGACUAGACUGGACGGUUUAUUUCUACCUAAAACCUGUGUGGGGCCAACACUUCAAAAAUGAAGUUCCCUCAUCUCUGCUGGCAGUGUGUGAUCUUCCUGAGCAGGAGUGGUCGGGUGUUAACCUGCCACAAUACGGACAAGGCACAGGUCUUUUGGCGUGGAUGGAGUGCUGCGCCUUGUCAGACUCCCUUCGGUCUACCAUGUUGUCUUGUCUGGCUCUGGACCAGAGCAAGUGGGAACACUUGGGCAUGUUCAGCAAGGGUCUACUGGUGGCGUUAACCCAGGUGCUGCCCUGGUGUUCCAUCCCCCAGUGCAGCAGAUUAAUAGGAGCCUUGAAGGAGCUGAUCACCUCAGGUCGCCUCCAUGUGCCUUUCUCACUGGAGUAUGUGGAAUUCCUGCCUCUACUCGAUCUGAGGAGGUUCUCCUAUGAACUCUGCCUCUCGGUCCUCAUGCUGCGAGUCCUGCAGCUGCUCUGUGGUUCCAGCUGCUCUCAUUGGCUGACGGGAGACGCCUGGGCUCACGUUGCCAGAUUAUACGCUCACAUAGUGAGGGAGCUGAUGAACUCUCUUAGAGCCAAAUUAGCCCUGCCCACAUCCGGCACGCUGACAGGCUCGCCGAAAGAACAGAGCAGUUUGAAAGACGAAGCGCAUAUUGUUGAACAGGUUCCAAGUCAGGAGGUCCUUUUCGUUCUCGGGCAGGUCUUCUGUCAUGUCCAACACAUUCAGGUGAUGAUGCCAGGAGGACAGAGUGAACCUCUCUUCCUGUCCAGCCUGGAAAUCCUCAGUCACUACCAGGCCAUUAUGGGCACUUUCCCGAAAAGCAGUAGCUCACUGGAGAAUGAAAACACCAAAUACUUCUUUUACACCAUCACAGAGAACCUGGAGAACCAGGAAAUGAAGUCUGUUCUACAACAGAAGAUCGCUCAACUUGGAUGA